Molecule: messenger RNA, 5891 nt
Organism: Schistosoma spindalis
Lineage: Eukaryota; Metazoa; Platyhelminthes; Trematoda; Strigeidida; Schistosomatidae
Source: the annotation of a GenBank genome assembly
AUUAGUCACUUUCUGAAUAGUCGCGCUACAGGUGUAGAUGGAUCUGUUGUCCUGUUGUUGGGGCGUGGUUUUCAUAUACAUAGCAAUCAUCAGUCAUGGAUAAAAUAAUUACAGGUUUGAUAGUCAGUAACCAUCCUGAAAGCACGAAGAUCAUACUUCUGAAGAAGUUGCGGGAUCAUAUUAGUAAACUUGAUGAAACGGAUUUUCUUAAAGAUGUUGUUUUCACUUGUAUUCAAGAUAUGCACAGUAGAAAUGAUUACUCUCAGUUAUAUAUGAGUGUAGUUUGUGAUCUAUUAAAUUCCAUUGAGUCCCAUUUGUCAGAUAAUUCUACAAUUCAUCUUUCCCAGCAGAUCACAAGUUUAUUCACCCCACUUGCUUUAAAUUCAUUUCCAGAAGCUUUGUCUACAUUCAUAAAGAAGAUUCUUGAGCGCCAUUCAGUGAUAUUCCUUCAGUCUUCCUUGGAAAAUCCAGGAUGUCUGUCAACUUUAUCUUCUGGGCUUCAGUUCGUUUUGGAUUACAAUCUUCUGAACGAUAACAAGCAGUUGUACUUUCUUAUUCAGCAUACUCUUGUCAAGUCGUCAUUGCAUAAGUCAACUUCCUAUGAUCUCUGUGAUGAUAUGUACUUGACCUUUAUAUCUAAUAUUUUUCAAGUUUUGGUAACUUUAUCUUCCCAGUUCCCGUCUGGGAAUUUUCCAUCCUAUUCAUUUGAUAUUGAACUUGUUGAGUCCAUCGCACGAUCAGUAAUUACGUUUGUUACAGAGCCAAAACUUAGUAGUUAUCAGUCCAACACAUGUAUACUGACUGAACGUGUCACUUCUUUGGUUCAGGAUGUUUUAGUCAGUUCCAGUUAUGACUGCCAUUACAUUUCCGUCGCUUCCAUGUUGUCUGAACUUCAGGAGUUUUGCUCAGACGAUUCAUUGUUGUCGGAAACUAUCUGUAAAUUUAUCGAUCAACUUAGUCAACGUCAUAUUACCAACAUUGAGACAUGUUUUACGGUAUUGCGUCGUCUAACUUUGUGGCUUACUUGGUCUGAACUAGCUACAUAUCGGUCUUCUCUAGACCUCUGGCUUAUUGGAUUUCAGUGCGAAAUGUUCAGAAGAUUUCCUCCUACUGGGUCACAGUCUUUAACCAACUGUUGGUCAGACUUCAUGUGUUGGCAAUUUAAAUUUGUUUUAGAACUCAUGGGCCGUUUGUCGCUUCCACACGAGUCAACUGUAUACGCUUUGGCCUUUUUCAUUCUCAGUGGCGACGACAAGCAUGAUCAAUAUGCUGAUGAUAUAGUCUCACACCUAGCACCUGUUUUGAACAAACUGCUUAGUAUGUAUGUUGACGACCCAUUAAAUGAAGAAUGCAAAGAUAUUCUGCUUAAAAUGUACACAAUUUCACGCUUACUUGAUCCUCUAGUUACUUCAACUAGUAAUGAUUUGUCAAGAACAUGUACACAGAAGAAGCACUUAGUUACUUUAUUAGGUAAAUUUCAUAGUCAGUUCAACGACGAAAACAGUCCUGAGAUUUGGAGUACGCGAACAAAAAUAUAUAAAUUGGAGUUUCUAACAAAGUUCGGGCCUCAGGCUGGAAUUCGUAUUCGAAAAAUAUGGGAGCGUUGGAAUUUAACCUCAACAAUCCGACUAAUUAGUAUACAUCCCACAACUGUGAAAACAAAUCGUUCAGUUGCUGGUUAUAAAGGUAUAUUAAACGUUGGAAAUACAUGUUAUGCAAACGCAGCUCUGCAAUUACUUUAUCACUGCUCCGAGUUUCGUCGGGCCUUAUUUGGAUUUCACAAAGCUUAUUCAUCGACUGGCACAGUUAUGGCAUCUUGCACUUCGUUUUCAACCAAGAUUGACUUUGUUUUGCCAAGCCAAAAUUCAAACCCAGUGAAUAAUCUCAGUUUAUCAGUAUCAGAUUUGCAUGAAAAUGUACGCUCGUCAGAUAAUGUAACGUCAUCAAUUGAACAUCAGGGUAUUUUACAUGCUCAUCUAUUUUCGCUUUUCCAGUCACUUGAUACACAUCAACUUCCAACUGUCCGUGACAUACGAGCUGUACUUACACUUACUAAACCAGCACAUUUUGUAUCUGGUGAACAACAAGAUGCAGCUGAAUAUUUAAACUACUUAUUGGAUCGAUUACAUGAAGAAGAGUUAUGUUGUAAAAAACAACAAAGUCUCUCUCUCGAUUCAUAUUGCAAUUCAUCAACUUUUACGGCUGAUCGAUAUAUUCAAUCUACAACGGACGCGGAUUUCAAACCAAAGCCAUCUUGUCCUUACAGUACAAAUAAACAGUCCUGUUCAACUGAAUCUAUACAGAACCUUGGUGAAAACACCUUAAAUGACGACUCUGGUUUAUCAUCAUCGUCGGCAGUUGCGCGUCUUUUUGGAGGUACUAUGUUAAGGCACACUUCUUGUGUAGAGUGUCAACAUGUCUCUAGUUCUAGACAAGAACAAUUUAUUUGUCUAUACGUUCCACUAACUAAACCACAAGAAUUGCUGUAUCAAGACCAGGCACCUAGUGAAAACCCAAGUUUUGUUACCAAAAUUCCUGAAGUAAGUCUGUGUCUAUCUCUUUCACAUUUCACUGUAAUUAUUCUCAGGAAUUUACUCAGUGAGCUUUAAAACGUAAGAGAACUAAAUAUUGCUCCCAUGGGAUAGCGGUUUACUUUAUGCACCUUUAUCCAUUGGAUAACAGGUUUCAAGCAACAGUCCAUUUACUUAGGUUUACGGGUGGGGUUAAGGAGGAAUUUCUAGCCUUUUCACAAUAGAUGGAAGUUCAGGACUUAUUGCAGAAAUUCGAUCGUACUUACUAAGUUACAUCAGCUUUGUGUUCAAUGUUCUAUAUAUAGAAUCGUUUCAACGGUUCCAAAUCACUGACCGAGUAGCGCGUGAAGUCUCAAAAUCAAAACAACGGAAUUCGUCUCGAAAACAGUACUGUUAGGGAAAGCCAUGUAACCUGUAAAGAUUUAUUACAGACCUCCAGUCGUGGGAUAUCCAGACUUCCGUUACACUGUCAAAGAAUUCCAAGUAGAAAGUCCAUCUAUGAUUCAUGUAACAUCACAAUUCUGUGUCGAACUUUUACUAAAAACAAAUUGGGAAGGUAUUCCCAUCAAAAAAGCUUCCGAAUGGCAGAAAAUAUGCUAUUUAUUAUAAAAAGGAGGUAGAAAUAGUAUGUAGAGUAGAAACUAAUUAAAACAUCCAAACAAUGUCAUAAAGUUGAUUGUCUUAGAGAAGUAUGUAGAAGUUUCAAGUUUGGCUAGCAGAUAUAAACUACUGAAUAUGAUUAGGGAGUAUAGUGUGUUACAUCAAAAAGACAUAACCUCCCUCUUUCUGACUCACCUUUUAUAUAUUGGCACCCGGAAAAUGUUAUAGUACAAAGUACGACUACUAUAAUUGUCCCAACGAACCCAUCACGUUGAAACUUUUCAUGCGAAGAAGUAAACUGUAGUUAAAAGAACUGUUUAGUUUACUGCAAUUUUUUUCAUCGAAUGAUACAAUUGGCUUUAAAACCAUGAACUUUGAAAGCUUGAAGCAUUAUAUUAAUAUUUUUUUAUAUCAUGUUGGUAUCAUUUCAGUCGCUAACCGAGGCUAUUUAAUUGUGACACUUUCAUUGUCCUUCUGGGUAACACCAGCAAAAACUUCAUAUAGAAAAGAAAGUCAAAUUAAAUGUGCAGACAAUAAAAUACGUCAAUCAUGUGUUGAUGAAUUCGAAUACCUCGCUCCUAUGUGAUGUUGUCAAGGAUAACAAUUUAGGCUUCACGAACAAACUAACCAGCAAAGCUAUAAAUCUCCAUCAGGAUUUCAAGUGUCACGGUUGUGAACUGAUGUCUCAUAAGCCUAGUAGUAGAUAAAGCAUUCAGCCACUAACCCAUGUUUAAAGUUUAAUUAUCGCUUCACAUUAUUUAGUGUGAACGUUCAAGUAGUACCAUCAUAUCAAUGAAGUAAAGCUCAAAACGAAGUACACAAACUUGUAUAUUAUAAAUGAGUUCUUCAAAAAGAUCUGAUAAACUCCAAGUAAAAACCUGAAUCAGUUAACCUUUUUUAUAAACAUCUACUUGAUGGAUCUUUUUACUAACUGUAAAGACUAACUACUUGGCGAAAUCGGGCUUUAAUUUAGUGACAAAUCGAUCAGAUUCAUGGUAGCAACUCUUGAAUUUUUACUUGAAAUCCGUUGAUCUAUAUAACUAACUAGGAUUUCGACACUGUAGUUCUCAGUUCGUAAUGAAAUACCUGAAACUAAUUCAUAAUCCUUGUUUGAAUGCAGUAAGUGUUCGGCGUUCCUCGUGGUCACUUUACUAUUACUCGUAAAUUAUAGUCUCACUUCUGUGCAUUUAUGGUUGCGCGAAAAAAAGUACUUCUUUAACUGGUAUUUUUGAUGAUAUCAUUGUGAAUGUGUCGUAAAAGAUAGUUCUGAGACUUCAGUGAACGAUGCACUUUUCACUGUGCUGAUCUACAGGAUGUUUUUAUAAUCUUCUCAUCCUCUUUGUUCAUCUUCCAUCUUUCCUACUACCAUUGAUAAUGUCACUACUUCUACUUCCCUGUAAUUUGACCUGAUGAUUUCAUCUCGCUGUACUAACAUGAUGUAGCAAAUUGGACCCAUACACUUAUGGUCUGAAUUCGAUUUGGCAAAUAAUUACUGUUCAUCGGAUAAAUGUUGUCAAAGGACAGCAUAAUUGGACAGAUUUAACGUACUUAUUGACAAGAGUACAUAAAAGGUUAAUAUUGUCCACUGUCACUUUAAACGCAAGUAAUUGGUAAUUUCGAGUUUUGUAAAUUAUUAACACGCUAAUUUUAUCUCGACCUUACUAUGAAAUUUAGUCCGUUCCUAUCAUAUUGAAAUAUCUUUAUUUCAACUUACAUCCUAUGUUCUUAUGGAAUAAGACAGCAACCUUUUAUUUGUUUUCUGAUUCGAAAUUUCUGUUGUUGACAAUGAUAGUAUUAUGAAACACUACUGCUGAAUAGUACUUGUCUUGGCCUUUUCUUUUUUACGAAACCAAAUUAUUCAGUUGUUUUAUUUAGUCUAACAUCAAGUACACAUACUUUACGUGCUUUUUAUUGAUCACUACAGUCCAAUGAUUCGGAACUAGUGGAAGAAGAAAUUACCGAACCUGGAACAGAUUUGUCUACUCUAAUACAAACACAUUUUACUCGAAUUGAACAUGUUGCUUCAUCAACAAAAUGUGAAUCAUGUGGUAAACACACGGUUCAAGCUAGAUCCUUAAAAUUACAGCAGCUUUCAUCACAUGUGUUGAUUUGUCUAAAUGUUUUUAAAUAUUCUCGAGUUAAUCAAACAUGUUCAAAAAUUAUGCAUCGUGUCCAUAUACCAGAACGCUUAUCAGUUACAGUGUCAUCUUCAAACACAGAAGCCUAUACGUACAACGAUAUCUCUGCAACAAAUGAUUCUGCUAAAUCUAAAUUCACUUCCAGAACUUAUAGUCUACAAGCAAUGAUUUUGCAUAGUGGCUUAUCAGUUAGUUGUGGUCACUACACUUGUGUAGCUAAAGUUGGUAUGCAGUGGAUAUUGUUUGAUGAUGAUAAUGCUGAUUAUACAACAUUAGAAGAUAUUUACUCUGAAUCUUUAAACACGCCUUAUCUCUUACUGUACAGUCAAACUUAGACAUAGAGUUCUCAUCUCUAUUCUUGUCGUUCAUUUUUAUCUUCAGUUCAAAAUGAAUAUGUACUUCAUUAUGUUCCUAAAGAUUUUCCUAGCAAUUUUUUUCUACCGAACGCUUUAAUUCCACAUGUAACUGUAGUUUCUAAUUUCACUGUAGAUUCUGUUUUUCAAGAUUCAUCUAGUUAUUCAGUAAAUCAAAUGAUGAAGAUAGUGUUUUAUUGUUCGCAGUAUCUUAAACUGUACAGUUAAUUUCAGGAAUUGUUGAGAAAUUAAAAUCUCAUUGUACGUUG